This is a messenger RNA of Bufo gargarizans (Asiatic toad), 4706 nucleotides long. RefSeq lists its product as uncharacterized. The coding region runs from base 152 to 2896 and encodes 914 amino acids. Lineage: Eukaryota; Metazoa; Chordata; Amphibia; Anura; Bufonidae. The record is from RefSeq and is a predicted model, not a curated record. Gene Ontology annotation, molecular function: metal ion binding. The transcript has 5 exons.
CGCGCCAAAUCAUAGGUAGAGCCUCUCAAAGCCGCUUGGCAACUAGCAGGGCCUCAUCUGUCACCAUGCAAAUGUAAUUUUUCGCCGGUUCGGCCUAGCUAGCCAGCACGUUCCUGCGUGGCCUCAAAUUAAUCAACUUUUUUAUUGUAGUAUGUCACUGGAUGGGUUAGAAAACUUCUCCAUACCUGGUACCCCGGCUAGAUCUGUCACUGCUACUCCGGGAGACGAUCUAGCCAGUCCUGCGUCCAUCCGGUCCUGGACGGUUCCACGCAUCACGGCGGAGUUAAGGAAACGUCACGUUCCCUUCCCUGCCACGGCGAGAAAGGCGGAGCUGUUCCGGCUGCUGCGCGCAUCAUCCAAUCCUGGGGAUGCGGGGGAAGGGCCCAGCCAGUCCGGCACCGGGGACAUCCACGCCAUGCUGGCCUCUCUGAUGACAUCCAUGUCAACAGUCAAUGCCAGGCUGGAAAGGCUAGAGGCGGUCACCACGACCCUCUCCUUGACGGGUCCACCACCUGCAGCAUCACCAGCACCGGCCGGUUUACCGGUGAUCACUCCAUCCACUAGCAUGGAGGACCGGGAAGUCAACCCGGCGCAUAUGAUUCCUGAGCACUUGAAACGGGAUAUCCUGGAAGGUAAGGAUGUAAACCUGGCCUCCCUUCUGAUUGCCUCCCAGGACGUGGUCGAAAACACGACGUACGCCUAUGACGAGGUGUCAGUUGUAGUCAAGUCCAGGGAUGCCCGGCUCAAUAGGAAAUUGACCAUUUCCGAAUUCGUUUUGGCCUUCGGAAUCUACAGAGAGGUCAUCUGUGCGGUCCACCCCGACAGAAGGGAGGAACUCGACCUCUACUUGCACAAACUGGUGGACUUGGGCAACAAAUACGGAGGAUCAGCAUUUUAUGACUAUCACAGGUCUUUUUCGGCGAAAGUGGCGGGGGCUUUCUCCCAGUACGGAGUCCGCUCCAACUGGGCAAGAAUUGACACGGUCAUAUUUUGCCGCCACUUCGCAGGCCUUAGGACCCCAGCCUGUGCGCACUGCUCCUCCACGGCCCACACCACCAAUUUCUGCCCGAACACGUCGGUCAGACAGGGCCCCUCCCAGUCAGCUGGGCCCUCCGGGGUCCCGGAGAGACUGGCCCGGGACAAACUGGGCCGGCCGAUCAAAUUUCUAGGCAAAUCUAUGAUUUGCAACAAUUUCAAUGAGGGGUCCUGUAAUUAUAACGGAUGUAAAUUGUUACAUAUAUGCACCAAAUGCUUCCGGGCACAUGCCAAAUCCAUGUGUCCGAAUAAAAUGUUCACUAAACCGUAUCUAUCAACCAUCAACGUGCCAGUCUUUACCGCGCUCAUGUCGCAGCACCCCUCCAGGCAUCUCUCAGAUUUUCUCAUCUCAGGGUUGACAGAAGGAUUUCACACGGGCAUCCUGUACAUGCCAACAGGCACCCUGGAGUGUCCCAAUCUUUUGUCCGCUCUGCACAACCCCACCGCCAUUGACGCCCUCAUAGCCCAGGAGGUAACAGAGGGUUUUGUGCUAGGUCCUUUCAAAACUCCCCCGUUCGCCACAUGGCGCACCAACCCCAUUGGCAUUGUCACUGGGAAAUCUUCCCAGAAACAGAGGCUCAUCAUCGACCUAUCGGCGCCUCACGGGACGGGCAACCCCAGUCUCAACUCCCUCAUUCCCUCGGAGGAAUUCUCUCUACAGUACACCACCAUUGACCACGCCAUCACGGCCAUCAGACAAGCGGGGGUGGGGGCAUGGCUCAGCAAAACCGACAUCGCCAACGCCUUCAAACUACUGCCGAUUCACCCUACCCUGUGGCACCUGCACGGCAUCAAGUGGUCAGGGAAGUACUAUUUUUUCUCCCGAUUGACCUUCGGGUCCAAAAGCAGCCCGGCCAUCUUCGACGUGUUUGCGGAGGCGUUAUGCUGGUUGCUAUUGAACAUAGCGAGAUGCCCGCUGGUUUUGCAUUACCUUGAUGACUUCCUAUUGGUGGAAGAAAACACUUCCCCUCCUUCCAGCCUCAGAGCCACCAUCAAGCUGUUCAAUGAACUGGGGGUCCCCCUCUCCACCAAGAAGACAGAGGGGCCGGACACGAUCAUCACCUUCCUGGGUAUCCAGUUGGAUUCAGCUUUGAUGCAAGCCAGCUUACCGUCUGGGAAGAUCCAGGACAUUCUCACCCACAUAGACGGCUAUCUUCAACUCGGCACCUGCAACCGCAGAGAACUACAGUCCCUGCUGGGCUCCCUGAACUUUGCCAUGCGCAUCAUACCCCAGGGUCGCUCGUUUAUUUCACGGCUGCUGCACCUCUUCCCCUUGUUCCGACACGACUCACACAGAUUGUCCCUGGAUGCCCACGCUGCGGCGGAUCUAGGUAUGUGGGGGAGAUUUCUGUCCACCUGGAAUGGCAGGAGCUUGUUUCUCCCUCAGCUGUCGGACUCUUCCCCCUCCAUCUGGUCAGAUGCGGCAUCUACCACAGGCUUUGCGGCCAUAUUCGGGGACGACUGGCUGUGGGGCGGCUGGCCUCCUGAGGUCCAGGGUUUGGAAGGAUUCUCCACUACCUCAGCACUGUUUGAGAUCUACCCCAUCGUAGCAGCUGCCGUGGCGUGGGGUCAUUUAUGGGCAAAUCUGGCGGUCCGCUGCUACUCGGACAACCAAGCAACCUGCCAGAUCAUAAACAAGGGUCGUUCUAAAUCCCUCACAAUCAUGAGGUUCAUGCGAAGACUCACUUGGCUGGCCGCCUGCAAUAAUUUUUUCUUGCAUUGUUUCCAUGUCCCGGGGGUGUGCAAUUCGGCUGCUGACAAUUUGUCUCGCUUCAAAUUCCAGGCAUUUCAUCGGGAUCUCCCGUCAGCAUCACCCACUGCCUCCAGCACCCCGUCAUUUCAGCAACUCAUUCUGGACUAGAGGCCAUCAUGCGGCAUAGCCAGUCUUUGGCCCACCUUUCACUAUCAGUCAAUACACAUAGGACAUACAACAGAGCGUUCACGCUUUUCAACAGAUUCCUGGUAGAACACAACAUCACGCACCCUUUCAUCAUGUCGUCUGUUUUGGGAUUUGCUUCCUUUUGCCACCUCAAACUCAAAAUGUCAUACAACACCAUCAAACUAUAUCUCACUGGCAUCCAACAUCACAUGCUAAUCUUGCACCCUAACUACACCAGCUUCAUGGCCUCCCACCAAAUCAAAACAAUACUCAGAGGCAUUCAGAAGACGGAACCCGCGCGUCCAGCCCAAAGGCUGCCCAUCGACAGUCAUGUCUUCAAGGCGUUAUCCGACCUGCUGGACGCGACGCCUUUCGAUUCAAAUACCAACGCUGUCAUCAAAACCGCAAUUUACUUAGCCUUCUACGGGUUCCUGAGGCCCGGGGAAUUCACUACCACCUCCACGUCCCAAACCUCACCUUGUCUCCUCGUCUCCCACUUAUCCAAACACCUGGAUCACUACAUCCUGACCCUACCUCAGUCCAAAAGUAGUCAGCAUUCACCCGUCAACAUCUCAUAUUACCCCACGCACAACAAAUGGUGCCCGGUGAGGGUACUGGACACCUACAGUCAGCUUCACAGGUUCCUACCCUCUCAACCGCUACUCCAAGUGCAUGGAUCGGUGCUCACCACGACCACCUUCAUGAUCCAUGUCAGGUCUUUUCUCACCCAACUGGGCCUAAACGCUGGCAGCUACUCGGGGCACUCCUUUCGCAUUGGAGCGGCAUCCACGGCCUCCAGUGCCAACAUCCCUACCCAUGUUAUCAAGAAAUUGGGACGCUGGAAGUCGUCCGCAUAUGCGCGGUACAUUCCCAAUCCAGCGCAUGAGUUAAGAGUGGCUUUCCAAAGCUUGUCGGGUUGAGCUGUGUACAUGUUUUAUUGGUUACAAAUAAACUGGUUAUUUCCAUUUUUGCCCUCUUCUUUCUUAGGCCUACCUCAUCCUCGGUUUCGGCACACCACAACCGACUGCAUUUCUUUCCCUGCAUUCCAGGGCUCUUCUCUGUACUACCGGGUUCCCGUUCCUUCAGUCCGCCACAGGAGUUCCAUGGAGGAUUUGGAGGUGGUGGAGGGAGAGCAGGCGGGACCCUCCCAGAAUGUGGAUGCCCCUCCCCCACCGGAUGUUGGCGAAGUGGUGGAGGUGGCGGCGGAAGAGGCCGGACCCUCCCAUCAGCCGUAUUCCCGCCCCAGCUCAUGAUGAGGAGGAUGUCACCGGCCCCCAACAGGAGGACACUACUCUCCCUCGUAUAAUGGAGCUGAUUGGUCUCUUCUCUGAUCCAUCCGGUUUGGAGAUCAACUGGGAUAAGACCGUCCUCCUUCCUAUAGACGAGUUGCGUGGCGAAUGGGAUAAUCAGUUGACGAUCUCCGAGUCAAUAAAAUACCUGGGGAUAACAGUUUCUGCCAAACCGCAUGAAUAUCUACAAUUAAAUCUGAUUCCGCUGUUGAUGAAGGACAGAGAGCCCGGUCUUCUCUACUUUCAGAGUACUCAGUAAAUUUAAAACACUCCUGAACAAGAUACAGCAGGAGAAGAAAAAAAACAUGCAGAAGAUCGAGGAGCAGCAGUGGCAGCUGGCAAAUAAGGUGAAGGAGAUCCAUGAGCAGCAGCGGAAGCUUGCAUUUAAGGUGCAGCAGUUUGAUGCGCUGCAACUAAAUCAGAUGCAGGAGUUGUGUGACCUGCACAAGCUACUUAAAAAGUUGCCAUAGAGCAAUGUUUGGAUCCAACUAUUGAAUAAAAAG